This is a messenger RNA of Calidris pugnax (ruff), 4489 nucleotides long. Its product is annotated as rap1 GTPase-activating protein 1-like. The coding region runs from base 575 to 2581 and encodes 668 amino acids. Gene Ontology annotation, biological process: regulation of small GTPase mediated signal transduction; activation of GTPase activity. Gene Ontology annotation, molecular function: GTPase activator activity. The transcript has 24 exons. The record is from RefSeq and is a predicted model, not a curated record. Gene Ontology annotation, cellular component: cytoplasm. Lineage: Eukaryota; Metazoa; Chordata; Aves; Charadriiformes; Scolopacidae.
UCUGCUUUAAGAGCCCAGCUGCUCCACAGGCUGGCUGUUCCAAUCGACAAUGAUCUCUCGUUUCAAGUAUGACAGCACUGACCUGCUCGCUCUCCAUUCAUCCGCAGGUGGGGGCAGCGGAAGGGAAAGGGAGGGAGGCAGAGGGAGGACACUGCAACCUACGUGAAUAAUUGAUAGUGCAAGGAACGGAGAGCAGCUGGGUUCCCUGUCUCCAUCCGCUCACCAGCUGGGAAUGAGAGAUCUUUGCUCAGGUCUCUGGCUCUUCUGUCAAAUUCUGUCUCUUCUGUGUCCCCUUCAUGAGUACAAACAAACCCAGCGUAAGGCUGACGCUUGGCAUAAGCUUGUAGCUGUUGCCUUUAUGUAAAAGGAAAAUGUAAUAGCUCUUGAUGUAAAAAGGAAACAUUACAUCAUCCUGUGGAAUGAAAUUGGGAAUCACAGGGAAAAAAAAGGUGUCCAGAAGAGCAGGUCUGAGGAGGGGGUGCGCUGCUUCAGUGAUGUUAUAGACUCUUCCACCCAAGGCUUUCCAUGUGCUCUUGCUCCUGCUGUCCCCAACAAGACUGUGGACUUGUUUGAGAUGAUUGAAAAAAUGCAGGGGAGUCGUCUGGACGAACAAAGAUGUUCCCUUCCAGCUCCUCUCAAGACAGAAGAGGAGUAUAUUCCUUACCCCAGCAUCCAUGAGGUGUUACAGAAAGGAUGGCCAUAUCCUCUCAUUAUCUUACCCCAGUUUGGGGGCUACUGGAUUGAAGGGACCAGCCACAACCUCUCCAGCUUGAGUCCAACUCUGUCUGAUGUGCCCUUUCCCUGGAGUGGUAAAGUGAAACUGGAGAGUGACCCUACAGCCAAGCUGUACCGCAAACAUUUUCUGGGGAAGGAGCACCAGAACUUCUACUCCAGUGACAUGUCCUUGGGCUACCUGGUACUUUCUGUGAAGUAUGAACAGAUCGAGAAACAGGAAAAUCUACGCCUGUUGCUGAGGACUCGAACUGGCACCAAACAUGACUUGAUCCCCAUUUCCUGUCUGAGUGAGUUUCCCAAUGCUGUCCAGAUGGCCAAGCUACUGUGUGAGGAUGUGAAUGUUGAACGCUUCUUUCCUGUCCUCUACCCCAAGGCUUCUCAGCUUAUUGUUGCAUUUGAUGAACAUGUCAUAAGCAAUAACUUCAAAUUUGGGGUCAUCUACCAGAAACCUGGACAGACGACCGAAGAAGAAGUCUUCAGUAACACAGAAGAGAGUCUGGGUUUCCUGGAGUUCCUGGAUUUUCUUGGUGACAAGAUUCAGCUGCGAGAUUUCCGUGGGUUCCGGGGAGGUUUGGAUGUCACUAGAGGUCAAACAGGCACUGAGUCCGUCUAUACAAAUUUCCGGGGCAAGGAGAUCAUGUUUCACGUGUCUACAAAACUGCCCUUCACAGAGGGAGAUUCCCAGCAGCUUCAGCGGAAGCGUCACAUUGGGAAUGACAUUGUAGCCAUCAUCUUCCAGGAUGAAAGCACACCUUUUGUCCCUGAUAUGAUUGCUUCCAAUUUCCUACAUGCUUACGUAGUAGUUCAGCUCACUCCUGGCACCACGGGGGACACUUUCUACAAGGUUUCUGUCACAGCCCGAGAUGAUGUCCCCUUCUUUGGACCCCCUCUGCCAAAUCCAGCCAUAUUUAGAAAGAGUGCAGAGUUUCGUGAAUUCCUCCUGGCCAAGCUCAUCAAUGCUGAGUACAGCUGCUAUCGAGCUGAGAAAUUUGCUAAAUUAGAGGAAAGAACCCGGAGUGCCCUCUUGGAAAGCCUUUUUGAGGAGCUGCAGCUCCGCAGCCGCAGUAUGAUGGGAUUGCCCAUAGGGGAGGAUGACAAGAUAGAGAAUGGCAGUGGGGGCUUCCUCGAGAACUUCAAGCGGGUGAUCAGAGGCCGCAGCCAGAGCCUGGAUACCAUGGGGAUAUCCAUGAGAAAGCAGCAGCCAGCCACCCUGCCCAGCCGCCCAACUACAGCUGGCCUUGCCCUCAGCCAGAGUGUCGCCGAGGGCCCUAAGGCCAUUGCUGCGUCUUUUGCCUUGCCUGGUAGGAGCCCAUCACGCACUCGAGCCAGCCGCUUCCACGGGCGACGGAGCAGUGCCAUUGGCAUUGAGAAUAUACAGGAGGAAAAGAGCAGAGACACUGUAGAGAGGAUACAGAAGGUGCUGGACAAUCCAGGAACUUUCUUUGACCUGAAGUCCGAUGGAUCAUCCAGUCCCAGCUCCCCAGAGUUCCCCAGCAGGAAGAACAAGCUGCUCAGGAGUCAGACUUCAGGAUACUGUGUGAUGCAGCCAUUCUCACGUUCUUCAUCCAGUGUAAGCAGUUGUUGUAGUGGUUUGAGGGAAAAUGAAACAUCCGAGGACGAGGAGAAUGACAGGGAGCUGAUGUGCUCUCUUGAGGGCCCUCCAAAACAGGAUUCAAUGAUUCAGAGUAUGUGGCUGGAUGACGGUGACUGCACACCCAGUACUUCCAGCUCACCAGGAAGCAGGUUGCUUCCUUCCAGCAGUGUUGCUGGCUCCACUGGAAAAGGAAAAGGCAGCAAAGCAGAUGCUCAGCACCAUAAUCCAGCCUCCAUUCUGUGCUGCGUGUGAGGUCACCGCUGGAGGACUGUCUGGGGGCACGCUGGGUGAGGAGCACAGGUAAUGGACAGGGAGAAACACCACCGGCCCGUGGCUCAGGGUGGAGGUAGGCCCAGAGCCACCUCUGGCCCCCCUGAAAGAGUGCAGCAAGUAUUGCACAGCUCCACAGUAAAUAGAGUUAAUCCUGUACCUUCUUCCCCAAGGGAUCUGCCAGGGCCAGCUGACUCUGGACUGUUCAAUCUACCCAAGCUCUGCCUUCCUCCGUUGCCUGCUCCCUCUCAGCAAACAGCAUUUCCCAUUGAGACAUCUCUCCCUGCCCUAAUCCGUGCUUAGUUUUAUUUUCUUCUUUCAUUGUUCAGUUUCCUUUGCUCAGAUGCCACCUAGCUUUAUCUGCUUUAUCAGAGAACAGUCUGCUUCCUAUGGUUUCAUUAUUUUGCUGAACCACUUUCUUUUUUUCUCAUUUUGUGACUUUGUGCCUGUCUUUACGCUUGCUUGUUUGCUUUCAGCCUAGCAUUGGUGGGGACCUGCUUCUCCAUGCCAGUUUCACAGCUUUUCCAGACAUGGGAAGUGGGACUGGAUCUCCUAAUGAGGUCUGUAAUAGAGCACAGGGGAACACAACUCCAAGCUUGUUCCCUACAGUUCGUAGUCCAGUGUUGCCUGCGUUGCUGAGAGUCUUUCUUUUGGCCCAAAGUCCCUUUCCUUGCCCAGUACCUUCUCUGGCUUGACAGCUAAACAGCAUGCUACCUUGAAAGUGAUAUGGAUUUGAGGCUCUCAGGAAUUACUUUGGUAUAUAGCUAAGUAGAAGAGGUAUCAUCUCUAUAGAAGAAAAUUUUUUUAGCUAUUCCUAAAUAGCUGUCACUUCUUAGUUUUUUCCAGUAAUGCUCAAUCUUUACCUGCCCUGCCACCUGGUGGCAUUCAGAGCAGGCAGAUAAACAGUUCACGAGGUGGUGACCAUCGGUGUCCCUAAAGGCUGACACUCACAGAAAGAAAAGAAAGGGAAACCAGAUAAAACAGCUGGAGGCUACCUAAAUGCACGCUACAUGAAAGCUAUGUACUGAGAAUGACAGUGUAUCUGCCAGCCAGUGUUUACUGGGAUAAUCAACAGUCUGCCCAGAGCUUGUAGUUACAAUCAGGUCUCUGUAACACAGGAGUAAGGUUGCCUAAACAAGAAGCAGAACUUCCUCAAAGCACUACUCCAAAACAGGCAACUUCUUCUCCCAGUAGGUACACAGUGAGCAUUGCAGCAGUACGCAUCCUCACUGAUACAGAUGCAAGGGCUGUGACCACUUACUAGUGGUUAUCACAGGUAAUAAGCAAAUCCCGAGUUUGGAUUUUCCUUAUCUCAGUAGUGUUUAAGUACUAUUUUAGUACCUAAGCCUUUGAGCAUUUAAUUUCCCCGGAUUUCAAGUAGGUCUAAGGGCCUUUAAGAUAAUUUGGGGACAAGGAUAUCAGUCUUUAAGAUCCAUCUCAUUUGCUCCAUCUGCUAAAUCAACAAUGCUUUGUCACGAAGGCUGUUUUUUUAAGUUAAGCUGGUUAGAAGGACAAAGUCUCCUGAGACCCUGGCUUUCACCAUUAUGUUAUUUCAAGAUGUUCCUUGCAUUUUUCCCACCGAGUUCAUUUACCUCCCAUUUUACCCAUUUCUGAGACAGCACUGCCCAUGGCAGUGGCCCCGGGUCACUGGGAUGAUCUGGCUUAAAGUGAUGUUUCAGUCAUUCCAUUUCUUAUCACAACCUUGGAAUCAGUUUGACAGCACAAACUGGAGACUAGCAAAGUUCAGGGGGAGAAUGGUAAAAAAUUUCUUUAGUGUGGCUUCAGGGGACUCAAAGAAACCUAUGGCAUGUAUAUGGUAUCUUCUCUGUAGCUCUAACUCCUAAAUGAAUGUAGCCUCUGAUACCUCACAAAGAUUUCCUUAAAUUCCGG